Messenger RNA from Vicia villosa (hairy vetch), 1005 nucleotides. RefSeq lists its product as uncharacterized. The transcript has a single exon. The record is from RefSeq and is a predicted model, not a curated record. NCBI's taxonomy places the organism in Eukaryota, Viridiplantae, Streptophyta, Magnoliopsida, Fabales, Fabaceae. The coding region runs from base 1 to 1005 and encodes 334 amino acids.
AUGAAGGAUGGUACUGACAUACCUUUUUGGUAUGCUUGCUGGUCGGGCAAUCAAUCUCUCAUGGAGGCAUACCCGGACUUAUACCGAUAUGCCAAGAACCAUCUUACUGACAUUUUUUCUGCAGGUUUGUUGUCCUAUGGAGCGGCUGACAGCGUCUCUUCCACAGAUGCAGAUGGCAUUUGGCAAUGGCAGCUUCAUAACAUGGUGGAGAUGUGUAGAGGGGAAGAUACGGAGCUGACUGACAGCGGCGAUACGGAGCUGACUGACAGCGGUGGAGAUGCUGUCUCGGUACAGCAGCGACAUACCCUCAUUGCUGGCUUGCUGUCCGAUCUUCAGCAGCAAGGGGUGCGCGUGUAUGGUGAUGGCGAGGACACUUUCGUUUGGAGUGCGGAGGCGUGUGGUGUUUUCACGGUGAGUUCUUGCUAUAACCGUUUUAGGAAGAAUCUUUCCGGUCCCCCGAUAGAUAAUAUCACAGUUGUAGCCUUAUCCCAUCUCUGGAAAGUUAAUGCUCCCCCCAAAAUUCUAUUAUUCGGUUGGCGUUUCAUUAUCAACAAAAUUGCAACGAAAGACCUUUUGGUUAAAAGGGGCAUUAUUUUGGAUGGUGAUGAUUCUAGAUGUGUUUUUUGUGCUAAGGAAAACGAGUCGCUUCGUCACUUAUUCGCUCAUUGCGAAGUGACAAAUAGAGUUUGGAGGAAAGUCUUUGAUUGGGUUGGAGUUGACAUUUGUUUAUCUAGGGAGGAGUUUGUGAAUUACUUUCAUUAUUGCGGGAAAAUAACAUGUGUCAAGACUAGAAUCAUUGGGGCGGUGGUGUGGUUAUCAACGGUUUGGAAUAUUUGGCUAUCCCGGAACGCUAUCGUUUUCAAAAACGAAACCUUUAGUUUCCUUGGUUGUUGGUCGGAGAUCGUUUGUAAUGCUUGGAGGUGGUUAAGCUCUUUUUAUAAUAGAGUCAAUUAUUGUAAUUUGUAUACUUGGAAUAUUCUACCGUUCUCGUGUUUUGAGACGUAG